UGUGGGGGACGUGUAUUCUGUGAUACCCGAGAGCAUGUGGGCUUUCGUAGUCUUUUUUUUUUUUUAGGGGUCACCGAAAGUGAACUUUUUCUUUAGUUUUACGUUCGAAGAUUUGGGUGGAAAGGAAAAGGCGCAGGCAGCGCAGUUUCCGGAGGACAAGGACUGCGUAGAGCAACCAGGAAGCGGCAGGGCUGGGAGUUGUUCCCGGUUCCCGCUGUGCUGUGGAGACUUCUUCACAGGGUCCCUGCGCCGAGGCCGGGCGCCCUUGGCGAGUCCCGCUCUGAGCGCUAGAACCCGGCUCCGGCCGGCCGUGCCCGAGCUGCCAUGUCUUCCGACUUCGAAGGGUACGAGCAGGACUUCGCAGUGCUCACUGCUGAGAUCACCAGCAAGAUUGCAAGGGUCCCUCGGCUCCCUCCCGAUGAGAAGAAGCAAAUGGUUGCCAAUGUGGAGAAACAGCUUGAAGAGGCCAGAGAACUGCUUGAACAGAUGGAUUUGGAAGUUCGAGAAAUUCCACCCCAAAGUCGAGGAAUGUAUAGCAACAGGAUGAGAAGCUACAAGCAAGAAAUGGGGAAACUGGAAACGGAUUUUAAAAGGUCACGGAUCGCCUACAGUGACGAAGUACGGAAUGAGCUCCUAGGGGAUGCUGGGAAUUCCUCCGAGAACCAGUUGAUAAAAUUACGUGAAGAGAGGGCACAUCUGCUGGAUAACACGGAGAGGCUGGAAAGGUCGUCUCGGAGACUAGAGGCUGGGUACCAGAUAGCAGUGGAGACUGAGCAAAUCGGCCAAGAGAUGUUGGAAAACCUGAGUCAUGACAGAGAAAAGAUACAGCGGGCACGUGACCGACUCCGGGACGCAGAUGCAAACCUGGGGAAGAGCUCUCGGAUUCUGACGGGGAUGCUGCGAAGAUGGAAAGCUACCUCGGGACAGCCUGUUCGUUUCCUGGCCUCUAGACAGACUUUAAAUAAAGUGGAUUCAGAUAACAAUGAAAAUAGCCACAAAACAAAUAGCCAUUCAUGUGAUAACUGGGGCCGAGGAAUGGAUUUCUCAUUGAGCCUCACAAAAUUCCAUCAUUGUAAUUGGUUUUUCUCAGGUGGGUAUCACUGGGGGCCCAGGUGUUUCUUCCUGUGUGUAAACGCCAUGUGCGUGCUAGCAAGCAUGUAUGUUUUAUGCAUCUUACUAGAAAUCCUUUCUUUUCUUUUUUAACUUGGAUUCUUUUUGCUGUUACUGUUGUUUUUCAGGACAGGGUUUCUCUGUGUAGCCCUGGCUGUCCUAGUACUCACUCUGUAGACCAGGCUGGCCUUGAACUGAAAGAUCUGUCUCCCUCUGCCUUCUGAGUGCUGGAAUUAAAGGCGUGUGCCACCACCACCUGUAUCUGGGAUUCUUAUCAUAUCAAAUACUGGUGAGAAUCAAUAAUAAUAUGAGAUUUUUCAGGACUUUUAUUUAAAAAGAAAGGAAGUUAUGAUUCUGUUUCUUUUACCUCUGAAGAAGUAGAUAAUAAUUCAUAACUUGUCAUUACUAAAAUCUUUUCAAGAAAAACCUGUAUUCCUAUAGAAUGUAGCAGAAGUGUAGUCUGGGAGCUCCUUUAGCGUGAAGUUGGAAGACAUGUUACAACUGUAAUUGCCAGCUGCAUCAUCUGUGCGAGUGUCUGGGUUACAGCAGGAAGUAGCUUCCAUUUGAUGAGCUCAGUGUCAUAGACUUUGACAAUGGCUGCCAUACAUACAAUCAGAGUGCUCCCAUUAACAGUGAGCUCUGUCUCCCAGUGGCUUAUAGGACCUCCUUUCACAGGGCCUUGGCAGUGCAUCUUCUACAGCUGACCUAUGAAAGACCAAAGGACUAUUGCAAAUGCAGGGGCCCUGCAGCACUGUUUGUCAUAUAUUGCUGAGUGUGCCUGUCAAGUGACAUGAGCCCGGGGAACACCAGCACCUAUCCUUACAAUCACAGUUUAUGUCUACACAUUGUCUGCUUGUGUAGGUAAAAUGACAGACAAAACCGCCAACGUGCAGGCAGACAAUUCGUAAGGGUAGGUGUGAGAUCAGUCUACUGCAGACACUUGGUUUUCAGAGCAGACAGACUUAUUUUACAUAGGCCAUGGCUAGAUGUUUAUGCUGCUGUAGAAGGUGACUCUUCCUUGACCUUAGUCCACAGCAAACCCUGUGCUGUGUUCUCGGCGAUCUUGUCGUAUCUGAGACUCAGCAGGGCUUUCAGGGCAGUAAGGGAGGGGCCGUGGGAAUGUGCUCCUGGGUCUCGCGCACCAGAGGAGCCGCUUCUCCCGAGUGGAUCCCUCUCUUCUCUCUCACUGUCACCCUCCAUUCCCUAAGUGGUGACAGGUGUACCCUGACAUGGACAGGAUCUCAAGUGUUUCAGCCUGGAGUUUCUCCAGCGCCCCCCCCCCCCCAACUGUUCCUCCUCCAACUAAAAGCACUGCACUGCUGCUCAUUCUCAGGCUUCGAGGUGGGACCUGGGCUAGGUGCAUGCAGCCACCAGAAGGGGACGCUUCUGUCUUGGCCCAGUUUGUGACUAAAUGUCCUGCUCAUCACUUGGAUUGCUGCCUCUGUCUUGUGGCCUCUUCAAGGCCAAAACGGUAGUGUUGCCAGCAAGUUAAAGAAUAACUUUGUUUCCCUAGUCAGAUUCUUCUAAUAACCUCUUGUGUACUGGGCCAGGCCCAGGAUUCACAUUAAAGGGUCAUUUCAGACCAACCUAGGGGGAAAGACAUUGCCUCAAUAGACAAGCAACAACAACCAAAAAGUAAACAUAAAAAUAAAAUAAAAUAGCCAGGCUCUUGCUCUGAGAUCACUCACCGAUACACCAAGGCUGCCACUCCUGACUAGCUCUCACAGAGCGAGCCCUCAUGCGUAUCUGCCCCUGUAUUGUACUCCAUGCCUGAGACCUGAUUUAGCCCUAAACCACCUGGCAUUGUCGUGCAGGAGAGAGGAGAGUUCCUAAGGCCAUCAGCAAGGAGAAGAUCCAGGCUUUAAAGCCAGCUGGUUCCUCCGAGCCAACUCCAGGAGGUUCCUGAUGACAAGUUCUGCCUCAGAACAGUUCUCAGUGGCCAGUGACAGAGGGAGAACAAACCGGCCUGACGUCACAGCGCCGAGUUCCACUGCUCUGUGACCUUAUAUGAGUUCCGCUGCUCUGUGACCUUAUAUGAGUCCGUUUCUUCUGUGAAACAACUGCACACUAAACAAAUCCUUUGAGUGAUGACACUUUUAACAUAAAUUGAAAAAUGAACACUUGAAUAAUCUAUGUGGUCAACUGUCCCUCUGUUCCUUGUGGCCUCAACAGUCCCUCCUAGUUAGUGGGUACAGUGCUAGCAGGUGUAAGGUCUUUGGCCAGUGUAGACUUACCUCACCUUCAGAAUGACUCAAGGGCAUAUUUUCAUUCUCCUUUUAAGAAAUACAUCGAAGGGCGUGGUAGCACAGGCCUUUAAUCCCAGUCCUCAGGGUGCAGAUAGACCUCAGUGAGUUUGAUGGCAACGUGCUCUACUGGCAAGGUGCAGGCCAGCCAAGACUAUAUAAUAAGACCCUGGAGAGAGAGGGGUGUGGAGGGGAAGAGAGACUGAGAGAACUGGUUGCUGGUUGACCAGUUGAUGAAUAUCAGCAUGCAGACCUGCAGUACCUGGAUCCCUCUGUGGCCCACCAGUGUACACAGUGGGCAGACUAUAUGUAGUGGUUGUAUUAAAAGCAUAGAAUAAGCCCCACUAGGUCCUGCUCUUGGGGUACACUGGAGCCCCAAUGUGCCAAAGUAGUCUCUUCCUGGUGUGCUCCUGGAGUGCCUUUAGGGUUGGAGCCGAUUAAAAACCCACAGUGCGCAGCAGAGGCACCCGUGCUCUCUCUUCCCGCCAGUGCUUGGCAAAUAUCAUGGUAAGAAAAUGUUAUUUUUGCGUCUAGUGCUGCAUCACCUGGGGCCUUAUCCUCGCUGGAGAAAACAGUUCCAGUUUUGUUUAAUUAUUAAAAACGACAUUCUGCGUAGGCGUGUGCAGAAGAGUUAGGCUGUGGGCUCAGUCGGCUGCUUGCUAGUAUUAACCUCUUGCCAGAAUCUUCUCCGUGCCUCGAUUUCCUCUCUUAUAAAGUAGGGAUUGCGAUAGCCUCUGCCUCGUAGACGAUGACAGUUAGACGAGACAAUGCAUGUAACAGUGCCUGUGACUUAUAAGGGUCUCAGUAAACGUGUGGUAUUUCCAUUUCCAUCAGUGCUUUGAGGGGAAAAAAACCUUGAGAGCAUUUGCUGACAUUAGAGAGUUAUUUAAGAGGGUUUUCGUAGGUGUGUACAUUUUAACUUGACAGUUUACGCUCACAAAAGGUUUUUAGAAAAUUAUGAAUUAGUAGUGAUAAAAAUAAAAAUCCUGUGAUCCUUUCCUGAUACCCCUCUUUCUCUCCCUUUUUGUAGGCCCUCAGCUGCCACAGUGCUAAACUCCCCUAGAGUACCCAGGCUUCUGCAGAGCUAAGCACCUGCAAGCAGUUGAUUUUUCUCUCUCUCAUGGAGGAAGCCCCCACCCCACUCCUUCCCUGUACCUCUUUCCCGCCUCUUUUAUAUGUUAAUGUAUGAUUGGCCAAUUUGUCCUCCACAAUUCGCAGUGAGCAGUCUCCUGCUGGAGGAAGGCACCUCAACCCCACAAAAUUGUUCCUGCGUAGCAUCAUCUCCAAGAUGCCAGUGAGCUCCGACCUGCGGACCAGGUCCUGCUCCUGUGCAUGAUAAUCAUCCACAGCACGAGGUACACUCAUCCUUGCAGAGCUGGCUCUGCCUUUGCCAUUCAUACUGGUCAGGAUGCUCUGAGUAUAAGUGACAGAAACACCGACCAGACUGGCCACACACACACACACACGCACACACGCACACGCACACGCACACUUCAGGCCGAGGAGAGAUUUGACCUUAGCUACCCUGUAGUUAAAGGCUCAGAUGAUGCCAUUAGUCCUGAGCCUUGCUCCUGGACACCCACACCUCUCUGGUGAGGGGUCUGCCACUCUGUGGGAGCCAAGUCUUGCCACCUUCUUUAUUUUCUCUGUGACACUCAAUGAGAAGAGCUAUGUAUGUGGUUUAUGUGGGGUGGGGUGCUGGGUGUCCUUAAUCCCAUCUGAGGUGACAGCGUGGAGUCGCACUGGCUCUUAUUGGCUCUAGUCAGAUAAGUCAUAUACGUGAUGUGAUGUUCCAGAAAAGGGCUCCUGUUCUGAGGACAGACACAAGACUGAGCACAUCGAACUCAAGAGAACAGGCUGGCAGAGUCACAGACCUUACCUUCCUCUUACUCCAAGGGAGCAGCCAUCUUUCCUCAUCCGGCCCAGGUCCCACCCACAUGGCCCUGCUGUAUCCUUCAGUGCUGUGGACUUCCCAGAAGACCCUAGCAUCCUCUUGUGUCACGUGACUGUGUGUCUGUUACUAGCACUUGUAUCUCAGUUCUCGGCUAGACCCUUUUUCUCCCACUCCCUCCCUCCUUACAGUAUGAUACAGCCAGCCGCAGUAAGCAAGGGAGAAAACAAAACUGAAUGAGAAAACACCAGACCAAGAGCGACAGGACUCAGCCGGUGUGGGCCUCCACCAGACGCAAGCGCAGAGUCACACACAGGUUAAAACAUGCACACUUGAAGCAAAACAGGACAGAGGUGGGCCGUUGGUAACCAGAUGUCUACUGGGGAGUACCCAUGUGCUGGUGACCUGAGGAGGGGGCUUUUCUGGAAGAGAGCCCUGUCUUCCCCUCUUGACUCCUAGCCUCUGGGGGCUAGGGUCUCCCUCAUACUCCACAUGGGGCCAUGGCCCUCCGCAACAGGCCUCACUCAUCACCUCUGGAAGGAUGAGUGGGACUAGCUACAAAGUUCUAUGGCAGUUCCCAUGGGUGCAGUGUAGUUGAAACCAUGCACGCUUUGACGUCUUGCACUCUGGCCACAAGGAAGCUUGCUAGCUCAGAGCCACACUCUGUCCCCUUAUCACAAUAGAAAGGCAGCUUCUACUUCUUCUCCAUUGUGAGCCACAAUUUGACCUGUUUCUUGAAUUACCUUUCUCUUACGCCAUUCCUUUCUCUCCACGCGCGUGCCGUUCUUUAAUGCGAUGGCAUGAUGGGGGCACUUUACCUUCACCGCCAGUGAAUGCCUUCUUUGAACGCAGCCUUGAGCUGUUAACUCUACACAAGAUGCUCUAGGCCUCCCUUAUAAACAAGUAGUGGAGCCACCCCACCCCCCCCCCACAAAUGGCUAUUUAUUAACAUAUACCAUCACCGAAGAACAUCUUAAAAUUCCUGGCUCCUGCUUUCCCACUGCUGCCUGCUCCAUUGUGGGUCAGGGAGGCUUUUCGCACCUGUUUCGUUUACUGCUGGAGGUGGGGACAACUUCAUAAACCCAGGGUGAGAGUGUCUCCUUCACACACACACACACACACACACACACCUUCUGCUGCCACCACUGUCGCCUCCACAGCCACCACCAUGUUUUUCUGAUUGAACACUCGCACUGUAGAUCAGCGCAUUCACACAUCAGUUCUAAAAGGCUCGCUGUGUUAGGAGACGGCACAAAGCCAGCUCAGUUACAGCCCAUGCUCAGCGCAGGUGGCCAGGCCUCGCCGCCACCCAGAUCAAAAGUCAGACGACUGCGAAGCUGCUUUUCAAAGUGCAGUGGGGAGACAAGGCGAGGUUUAUCUGCACGGACAAGAGCGAGUUAUAGAUAUACAUCUCAAAUGCGCGCACAAGGCAGGGUUUCAUAACCCCAGGGUAAAGGGACCUAACACGGACAGUUUUAAGGGCAGCUCUGCCUAGUUCUAUUUUCUUUUUAUAUAAUUUUUUUUCCUUAAAAUUACUAUCUUACUGUGAGGCAAUUGAUAAUUAUUAUUUAUGCUUUGCUGCCAUUCUUAAAGUAGCUAAGAAUCUUUGAAAACCACCUUUAGGGCAGGAAAUGGCUCCUUUUCAUGGCUGCCUUUUAGUUUCUCAGCAGCAUUUAAAGACAGAUUCCUAUUUAUACCACACAAGCAGGUUUGUCUGUUGUAAACAAAGUUAAGUGCUGGAAACUGUGCCUUCCCAGAAAUGGUUUCCAGGGAAGCCAUAAUAAGAAACAACUGUGGGUCACUGGAGACGCUGCCAUCUAGGUAUUAAGAAAGAAUUCUUUGCUUUUCUAGGAAAGAAAAAAAAAAAGCAACGCAGUUUGUUAAGAAACACGUUUAAUAUCCAAAAAUGAAAUUAACAUGUUUCUUAAGUUACAGACUUUGAGGUUGCGAUUCUUCAUUUUAAAUUGUCUCUGACAUUGCUUGACAAGAUGGCAGCAAGCGUGAAAGGAGGAGCAGCCUCCCCCCCACAAAGGUCUUUAUAAAAGAUUUUGAAGAAAAAAAAAAACAAAACAAAACAAAAAACAAAAACUAAACCAAAAACAAAAAAACACAAAAACAAAAAACAAACUUAUUUGGCAAAGUUAUGUUAAAAAAAAAAAAAAGAAAAGAAAAGAAAAAAAAAAAAAAGCUUUAGACCUGGCAUGUGAAUAUCAAUGGAAAAUGCUAGGAUGGUAAAUUAGAGUCCAGUUUAAAGAGGGUUGGCAUGGCCUGACCCUGGGGGAGAAGAGUUUUCUGUGUGCUGUUACACUUCACCUAGGGCUAAGCCCUCAACCCCCCCACCCCCACGCUCUGCUCCUUAAUAGUUUUACGAUGUGGGGAAAUCCUGAGGACAUAUUCAUCUCCAGUUAGUUAGAGGCAUCUGAACAAGGUCCGAACAUGCCCUGGUUUAAAAAAAAAAAAAGCUCUCUGUCUCAAGCCCUAAGGAGGUGGUUCCUCUCUUUGGCUGGCUUCCCUGAGUCUCUGAACCACUGGACUUUUCUGAGUGUGUGUGUGUGUGUGUGUGUGUGUGUGUGUGUGUGUGUGUAAGUUUCAUCUAAACUUCCAUAUUUUCAAAAUAGUCCAAAACCAAGUCCUCGAGGCACCUGGGUGCUGGCUUAGUACCAUGUAGUCGCUCUGAUACCUGCACUGUUUUUGGAGUGUGCGGGGUAAGGGGGGCUCCUGUGUUGAUUCUGUCAGAAUAGUUCACUGUUUCUCUGCAUAUGCUUGUGAAAUCAGGUCACUGCCAGGAAGACGUCUGCAAGGGCCAUCACGACCGUUAAAAUGCACCGGGACUGUAGUUAACCAGGGCUCUGCAUGGCUUCAUCCCAGGCAAUCUUCAUCAAACUAAACUGAUACCAUUAUUACGUCUAUAUUCUGAGUCAGAUACUUGAGAGUGGGUAAUUUUAUGAAGAAUAGACACAUAUUUGGUUUAUGGCUCUUGAAGCUCAUGUUUGAAGAACAUGCCAUUUACUCCUGUUCAGCCUCUGUAGGGGCUCACUUACAAAUCCCGCCAACAUGAGGGUACGCUUCCAACUCAUAGACCUCUGGGAACACAUUCAGAUCAUAGCUGUUACAGACAUCGACGCCUACAGAAACCGAGUCUGAUCCAAGUCCUCCCACCAAGAGGGGACAAAACUUGGGCCAGCAGCCAAACUAACCAUGUUACUCGCGGUGUCCGCUGUAGUAGUAUAUUCAGCAUCCACUUCAACACAAAGAUCAGUCUUUUCCUGGAGGUUCACUCAGAAUCAUGUCCCCAGGAGACCCAGUAUCUGACUUUCAAGGUUUUGUGUAAAUGGGAUGUGCCUGGGAUGUGUGUGCGAUGUAUAUGGGCUAUACACAUGAUGUACUUGGGAUAUAUACAUGAUGUACAUGGGAUAUACACAUGAUGUACAUGGGAUAUACACAUGAUGUACUUGGGAUAUACACAUGAUGUACAUGGGAUAUACACAUGAUGUACUUGGGAUAUACACAUGAUGUACAUGGGAUAUACAAAUGAUGUACUUGGGAUAUACACAUGAUGUACUUGGGAUAUACACAUGAUGUACUUGGAAUAUACACAUGAUAUACCUGAGUGCAGUUCAUAGUACCUUGAUUUACCUAGUGUGUGAGAGAUCAAGGAAGAGACAGAUACCUGGGACAGGAAAAGAACACCUCUUGUCCCUGAGUAGGCAAAUGAGACUCCACAAAGAAAGUGGCAGAUGACCACCUGGCUUGAGAGUCACAGCUUCAUUCCCAGUCGCAUAGGGAGCACACCAGCUCUUUUUUUAUGGCAGGGCACUUAGGAAACUAACAGCUCAUCUAUUCACAAAGCUAGCAUGCCAAGCUUCAGUGUAACCUGCACCUUAAACUUAACUUGCUAAGGAGACUUUAAUUGUGGCAGAAUUUAAGGUUUCCUCCAAGAGGACAGCUUGGAGUCUCUUAAGUAAUUCUAAUUGUUAGGAAAAAGAAAACCUCGUGUGUCAGAAAAAUACUAAGAAGUUUCGUAUGUCUAACUAAAGUUACAUAUUUAAAGAAUUUCCUGGCCUUUGAAAUAAUACUGCAUAUUGACCAUAUGUAAUGUGUGUGUGAUUCAUGAGGAGAUACGAAGGACAUUGGCAGAAUUGGCGUGGAUUUGUUUUAUUAUGUUAUAUUGUCAAUUUGGUAAGUAUAUCACUUAAAUUGCUGAAUUUCUCCAUAUAUUCCAAUUAAAUAUUUCUUAUUGGAUGGCCAUAUAGAAAAUAAGUUCGUUGAAAACUUGCCCCAUCAAUAAAGAAAGCCAUUCAUUUUCUGUUCUGUACACAUGAUCUGAAGCUACAGCCUUUUAGGUCUCUUAAUCUGUUUGUUCAAGGCCAAGCUAUUUAUAUGGAUAAUUUUUAAAGCUUCUGUAUAAAGGGAAGAAAAGAACAUUUUAUUUAUUCACCGGGGUUUUUAUGUGCCUUGAAAUUGCAUAGAUAAAGUAUUUUCAAGCUCAUAGAUCUGGAGAAGAUAAAAGGUCUCUUAUUUUAUAAGGCUUUAUGUAAGCUUUUCAGAGGCACAGUUUUCUCAUGGCUAGAAUUUUUAAAAUAAAGCAUUAUUUCACUAUUAUAGCUAGAGUCUGAUGUAGGCAUUUCUUUUUCCUGCCUUGAAUUACAUGUUAAAUUAUGCAUUUAAGGUUUUCCUUACUGCAUUUUACCCUCUGCAUUUCAACAGUUCCCUUGUUGGAUAAACUGAUUCACCCACCGAUCCUCACUUUUAGUGUCAGGCAACGAUUUAAUGCCUGGAAUACUGAAUAUUAAGCAGCAGUGAGAAACUGAUUAACCGGUGCUAAUAAACACGGAGCGCGAGGCAUUACCUGGCUCUGUAGCAUUAAUGUGAGGAUAAAAGUAUUUACCGCCGCCUCUUGGAGGCUUUUGCUGGCCUACCGGACUGAAAAGCAGAGCAGUUUUGAACUCAAGCGCCUUUGGAGCCAGAUUCUGGAUGCUGCUGGUAGCUUUGCCAUGUCAGGGCCAAGGCACAUCUUUCCCUGGCUGGAGCACUCCCAAGCUAUCACAGGCAUCAGACAGGUGGGGAAUAAAUAUUGUAGAAUAGCGGGGCAUCGGAAGAGAAGCUCCUGAUCCGGGGACUGGGUUUGGACAGACUUCAAUUAGAGCAAACAGGUGUUCCUGGGAAGAGCUGUCCUCAGAUGGCUGGGGGUGUGCCAUCCUCUCACACAUAAAAGUUCCCCUUCCCUCUGCCUGCAGGAAACGCAGAAUUAACUACUACUCUUUCUUUUGAAAUGGAAAAAGAGAAAUCAAACUAUGGCACGAGAUUUUGGCUCCGUCAGAGUUCCUACGAAGUUUGCAGUCUAGGUUGAAGGAGAGAACCUGGGCGCAGCGUCCUCGCUGCCUUCUGUAGGAGAGAUGCCUGGACAGUGAGGUGGAUGCACAGAUCUUUUGCACCAUGUGUGCACCUCCAAGAUGUCAUAGUCUUUCCUUAUAUCGGUCCUUUCUUUACUUGGCAAAUAUUUCCUGAGUGCUUGGACUUUCUAAAUUAUGGAGCUAAGUGCUAGGGACAGAAUGGAAGAUGGAAGAAGAACCCACCUCCAAGAUGCUCAGCCUAAGUUGUAGUCAUUGUACUUGGUCUGGUUAAAAAAGCCCCCAGCCCAGGGUCUCAGGGAGGCUGGACAGAAGGGCAUUGCUGACAUAAGAGCCAUUUCCUUUUGUAAUGGCAGCAAAUGACGAUAUGAUCCACAGUUGUUAUUUGGGGCAUUCUUUUGAAAUCCUACUUCUCCAAUAAAGUGUAAAAUAGUAAUGAGUAUACUACAUUUUAAAAUUCUUUCUAAUUUCUUUUUCUUGAAACAAGCUGUUCCAUUGAUUUUAACUAUUCUCUUCUAGCAGUGAAUCUAGGGCUGUAUUACAUUUUAUUAAUAGUGUGGGGUUUCUUACUUGUAAUUAUAAUUUUCAUAAUUAUUAAAAUUCUAAUAAGGGUAUUUCUUUAAACAAAUGUAUUCCUUUAUAGGGAAAAUUAUCAAGAAACAUACUACCAAAACAUGGCAUGGCACCCUAUAAAUAUAAAUAAAUAUUUUUCUUUUGUAAUUCUUUUUUGAGAUAAUAGUAUAAUAGCCUAAUUUCCCCCUUCCCUUUCUUCCCUCCAAACCCAAACGCUUCUGUACACCCCACCUUGUUCUCUUUCAAGUUCACUGCCUCUUUUUAAUAAUUGUUGUUAUAUACAUACAAAGGGGGUGGUCAUAUGUAUUGGUUCAUUUCUAAAUAACAUACAUACAACCUGCUCAGUCUGCAUAGUGUUACAUGUGUGUAUGUUUUCAGGGCUGACCAUUUGCAGGAGGGUCAACACUUGGUGUGCUCUACCCUGGAGAAGGCUAUUGCUCCCAGUCUCAGCAUGCCUUAGUUGCCUGCAGUUCUUUGUGUGGGGUUGAGGCCUCCUGACAACAACAGUCGUAGAUGUUGGCGUUUUCUAGUGGGCUCAUCCUUGUUCAGCUCCUGUGUGGGCCAUCAUGUUGCUGAGAUUUUAUGGGUAUAGAUUGGUGUAGCUUCUAAUGUUCUUAGGAGACGAUCCCAAAGAAAACUCCCUGACCUUCUCACUCUUACAGUCUUUCUGCCUACUCUUCUGCCGUCAUCCCUGAGCCUUAAGGUGCGGAGGGGCUGAAGUGUUUCACAGUUGGGAGUGAGGUUCACAACUCUGCAUGUUGAUUGGUUGCAUUCUUCUGUAAUGGUCUCUGUCUAGUGCAAAGAAAUGUUUCCUAGAUUAGAGGUGAGGCGUCUCCCCACCUCCUCUUCUGCAGGGUUUCCUGAGCCCUGAGGGGAACGAUUUGAUGAAGACAUCGGUUUAGCGCUGGGUAUUCCAAGGCCUCUCACUCUGCCUUGUCCAGUUGUGGGUCUCUGGAUCUGUUCCCAUCUGCUGCAGGAGGCAGCUUCUCUGGUGAUGACUGAGUGAAGCACAGAUCUGCUUCCCUGGCUGGGGCCAUCUUUUUAUUAAUCUUUUUCAGUUAACAAAAUUAAUUUUAAAAAAAGGAAUAGUGGUAUAUAAGUCUUAAAAGAAAACUGGAACCAAAUUCUUUAUACUUAUACUGGCCAGAGAUCUCACCAGCAACUCCUUGAGUACAUUUCACUACAACUGUUUUUCAAGUGUUUUGCUUAUAUAACUUUAUCUUCUGCUCUUUACAUUCAGUAUAUUGAAAAUGUAAUCCCAAGCCAAAACACCAUUGCUCAUGAUGACUUCCACGGUCUUCCCUCGCUAGAACAUUUCCUAUUAGACAGUCUCUGACUUUCUAGCUUGUAGCCAUACACUGAUGCUGUGUAGCUCUGCUCAUAGAUUAUAUUCUCUUUUUAGCACACCAUCUUUGGAGAAAAUAACUGCUCAUCUUGUUUACAACUUCCGUAUCCUUGACUUCUUAAUUCCCUAGGACUUUGACAUCUGGCAUCUACUUCAAGUGAAGAAAUGGGAUUGGGAUGUAGUGAUUCAUAGGUAGGAGUGGCCAGCUGUCACACACACAUGACGUGUCUAUAUGUCUGUUGAUUUGGCUGGCUCUCAUAUUUCUGUCCCGCCCUCCUAGGCUCUGUAGAUGACAAGGUAUUUCUUUCUGGCCUUGAGUGUUUCAGAGGAGCUGAAGAGUAGACCCAGACCCAGGCCCGCUAGUGUGAGUUUUGUAAGUUUCAUUGUUUACUUUGAGGUUUGUCACUUUGGGGAAUGGAGGUCAGUCUACCCAUGGCCUUUCUGGAAUGAGGUCUUUCAUUCACUUUGCAUGGACCAUAGGGAAUCUAAAUAAAUUUAAGCCUGUGGAUUUGGGUUAUUUUUCUACCCCUAAGGAGGUUUUUUGUUUGUUUGAUUGUUUGUUUGUUUGUUUUGUUGUGUCUUGAAUGAUUUCCUCACCUUCCAAAUGUGUAGCUUCAGGAGCACUUGUGACUCUCCAGAGGCCUUGUGUUUCACGGCCUCGUGAUGUUUUUGGUCACUUUGGCAUUUCCUUCUUGCCCCAUCCCCAGCACCACUGGUUGCACCCCGUGCUGUUGUUUGACUCUGCUGCUGGCUAUGACUGUUAAUGCUGCUGUUGAGGUCAGGUAUCUUUUCUGUUCACUUCCCGGAGCCACUGUUUAAUCUCUGACACUUGGAUCUUCUUGAGAGCUCGCUGCAUUCUGCCUUCCCCUGGAAGAGCUCUGCCUUCUUACUGUUGCUCUGAGAGUGCCAGACAACUGCUAAAGUAUGUUUGAUUUCUUCAGCUUUCAGAAUCGCACGUCUCCUCUGACACCUGUCUCAUCUGUUGUGUUCCUGGUGUCUCUGCUAUGUCUCUCUACUGUUGUGUUUGUGGUGUCUCUGCUGUGUCUCUCCUGUUGUGUUUGUGGUGUCUCUGCUGUGUCUCUCCUGUUGUGUUUGUGGUGUCUCUGCUGUGUCUCUCCUGUUGUGUUUGUGGUGUCUCUGCUGUGUCUCUCCUGUUGUGUUUGUGGUGUCUCUGCUGUGUCUCUCCUGUUGUGUUUGUGGUGUCUCUGCUGUGUCUCUCCUGUUGUGUUUGUGGUGUCUCUGCUGUGUCUCUCCUGUUGUGUUUGUGGUGUCUCUGCUGUGUCUCUCCUGUUGUGUUUGUGGUGUCUCUGCUGUGUCUCUCCUGUUGUGUUUGUGGUGUCUCUGCUGUGUCUCUCCUGUUGUGUUUGUGGUGUCUCUGCUGUGUCUCUCCUGUUGUGUUUGUGGUGUCUCUGCUGUGUCUCUCCUGUUGAGUUCCUGGUCUCUCUGCUGUGUCUCUCCUGUUGUGUUUGUGGUGUCUCUGCUGUGUCUCUCCUGUUGUGUUUAUGGUGUCUCUGCUGUGUCUCUCCUGUUGAGUUCCUGGUCUCUCUGCUGUGUCUCUCCUGUUGUGUUUGUGGUGUCUCUGCUGUGUCUCUCCUGUUGUGUUUAUGGUGUCUCUGCUGUGUCUCUCCUGUUGAGUUCCUGGUCUCUCUGCUGUGUCUCUCCUGUUGUGUUUGUGGUAUCUCUGCUGUGUCUCUCCUGUUGUGUUUGUGGUGUCUCUGCUGUGUCUCUCCUGUUGAGUUCCUGGUCUCUCUCCUGUUGUGUUCCUGGUCUCUCUGCUGUGUCUCUCCUGUUGUGUUUGUGGUGUCUCUGCUGUGUCUCUCCUGUUGAGUUCCUGGUCUCUCUGCUGUGUCUCUCCUGUUGUGUUCCUGAUGUCUCUGCUGUCUCUUCUGUUGUGUUCCCGGGUGUCCAAACUGUCUCUUUCCUGUUGUAUUCAUGCUGUUUGAAGUUUUUUGCUUGGUUACUUUGCAGAGCGACUUCUUAGAUCCACAAACAGUCGGCAGAUUUAUAUGUUUAGCUUAGUUUUAAUUGCCUUUGUCUCUAGACUGUGUCUUCAUUGGAGUGAGGAAGGCUUCUUCUCCAGCAUGGAGACAUGCCCAAGCUGCAGCAACACUGGCAUCUCCCUAACUCUGCUCCACCGCCAGCAUGUGGAGAAUUAUACUUGCCAUGUUCUCUGCCUUGUGUUGAGUCUUCUCUGGUUCUCCCCAAUGUUGUAGUGCUACUGUCUUCCCAGGAAUUCUACUUUCUUAUCACCAUAGAAAAGAAACAAGUUAAGAAAUAGGAAGGGAAAGAAAUGAACGCAGUAGCGUAGAUCCAUGGCAAGCUGUAGCCUCUGCUCAAGGCCUAGCAGUCUCUGGUUGUGACAGACCUGAGGUCUUUGUUAUCUGUGGAGGCGUUGGGAAUGGUGAACCUUUACUUAAAUUUUUCAACCCAGUUCAUUUUUUUUUUUUGCUCAAUAUAAAACUCUUCCAGAUUCUGGCCAGUUAUAAUAUGUUUUUAUUCAGAUUUAAUGGAAUGCUUUGAUAAAUAGACUAGGCACCAUUUUAAACUAGACUAUGAAGAAUCUUUAAAGUCACCCUCAAUAAAGGGGCCAUAUAAACCAUUUCUGUAGCCCACCCCUUGGGCUGUAUGCCUGGGUGGUCUUGUUUUAACUGUUGCUGUUUAAUUAUUGAUGGUUUACUGACACAGGCAUAGAAGCCUUAGGGAAAAUGAAAUCCCACAUGCCAGUUUCUUCAGAUGAAUCUUCUUUGAGGUUUAAGUGUCCCUCUAAGUAAUAACAGCAAGACAGGAGUUAGGGGCCAUCUUACUUUGCCUGGCAAAGUCAGCCACAGCAUUCCUUAUUAGAGUCUAUUGAUGCAUAUUGAAGCCAAGACACACAGACACGUGCACACACACACACACACACACACACACACACACGCCACACUCUGACCCUCCUGAAAAUAAGUCUCUCCUCCAAUAAUAAAGGUGGAAUACCUACUGGAACUGAUUUCCUGUUAUUCUUGAGAAUGCCUUGCUAGCUAUGGAGGGAGAUGUUCCUGACCUCUGGAAACUCAGUUCCUGAUAGAGAAAUGGUCACUCAGGAUGAGUGAUAGGAAACUAUUCAGUGAGUGAAUCCCAUGUUUGAGAGGUUACCGCCAGCUUGGAGCGGUCAGGUGAGUGUCACAGAAGACAUGGCAUUUGGAGACAGGAUACUGAUGACACGGCUCAACCAGUAGAAGUGUUUGUCUCUAAUUCUGAUGGCCUGAGUUUCAUCCACAGAAUUUACAUGAUAAGAGGAAAGAUCAGUUUUUACUAACUGGCCUCCUUAAGCAUACCAUGACAUGGGCACAUGUGCACAUAAACACACAUAAUAAGUAAAAAUAAUAAAUGUAAAAAUCAAAAUGUUUUUAAAGCAUAAAGGAAAGGUGAUGUUUGUAAUGGCCAUUGAACUAGAGGGCUAUGAUCUGCACAGACAUAAUUAAAAGGGAUACCUGGCCAAUGGAACACUAUGAACAAAGAUAAUGAUAAACUGUAAGGAGGUCAUGGCAAGCAGUUCUGAUUGGCUGAUGGCCAUCCACUCUCUGAUCUUUGCCUUUAAUGUUCAGAUUCCUUAUGUUACUGUAGAAUCCUAUCAGUUCAUCAGUGUUUACUGAGCAGGCUCUGUGUUCUGGACUCAACCCUUCCAUGUCUUUCACAUAGCCUGUCCGUGUUUCUCUCACUAGUCUUUGUCUGCUUGGCACUUGGUGUCACAGUGUUCUUCUGAGAAUUAUGAAUGGUGCAGUACACCAGGUGUGUAGGCAGCGUGGGCAUCUAGUCAAUGAUGGGUUAUCUUUAAGAAUGCCAUGUGCACCCUGAGCUAAGGCUUGGAGCAGCUGUGGUUUUUACUAGGCUUUGCUGCAACGCUGAGCCGACCUGGACCUGGUGUGACCUGUUCCCUCGGCUCUGCAAACAGCCUAACUCUGCUACUUACUGAGAGUAUGUUAGUGUAUGAGGCAAGGAGAACCGGGUCUGCAGUCUGGAAGAAUCCAUGGGUCUGCACAGCAGAGAACCUGGACAGGCUAGAGUGGAGUCCGAGUCCCCCAUCCUGGUGGAAGUGGCCUUGUUAAGCUGCAGCUGUUCAUUGGUUGUUGUUCUUAAGCAACAGUUUUGCUUUAAUUGGACAUGAAAUUUCAGCCCAGUUUACUUUGGGGAAAAACACGUGAAGGUUGCUCUUGUGAGGCGUCAACUUUUGACAGUUGUGGAGAAUGGAAGUCCUCCUUACUCUGAAGCUUUGUCUCCAGGCUCACCUGUCUGAUAGUCAAGGCCUCUAGCUUUUAUUGUCCCUAUUUAAAUGGCCCACAGCUGGCCUGAAGGCCCCCAGCCCCUCAGCCCCUUCAGCAUAAUUUAAAGCACUGGCUGACAUAGUUGCAUGCACCUGGCAGAACUCACUGCCCCAGAUCCAUCAGCUCUGUGAGGAGGAGGAGGAGGAGUUCUGUCCACCCCUCGCUGGUGGGCAGUGGGUAAACUUCUUUAUGUGGUUCUAAUUCCAGGGUAAACAAAACUUUACAUUCUGGCUGCUUCUCUUUUAUUCAGCGUUAUAACUUGCACUACUAACAUUACUUUGAUAUUGUGGGUAAAAAAGUGGGUAAUUUAAAGCACUGGCUGACAUAGUUGCAUGCACCUGCAACUCACUGCCCCAGAUCCAUCAGCUCUGUGAGGAGGAGGAGGAGGAGUUCUGUCCACCCCUCGCUGGUGGGCAGUGGGUAAACACAGUAUCCUGGCUAGGAGCUCUUGGCAUUUUUUUUCUCUCUCCUGAUUUUUAUUUUACACAUAUAGCAAUGUCAAUGCAGAUGGGAAUAUUUUUAAAAAGAAAAUUUUAAAAAAAGCACACUGCUAAUGGAGGAGCUAGAGAAAGUACCCAAGGAGCUAAAGGGAACUGCAACCCUAUAGGUGGAUCAACAUUAUGAACUAACCAGUACCCCGGAGCUCUUGACUCUAGCUGCAUAUGUAUCAAAAGAUGGCCUAGUCGGCCAUCACUGGAAAGAGAGGCCCAUUGGACACGCAAACUUUAUAUGCCCCAGAACAGGGGAACGCCAGGGCCAAAAAGGGGGAGUGGGCGGGUAGGGGAGUGGGGGUGGGUGGGUAUGGGGGACUUUUGGUAUAGCAUUGGAAAUGUAAAUGAGCUAAAUACCUAAUAAAAAAUGGAAAGAAAAAAAAAAGCACACUGCUAUAACCCAAUAUGACUGUAAUUAUCCACACACAAACUUUUUUUUUAACUCUUUUUUUUUUGCAUAUGUUGACAUUUUUCUUUAUGUGGUUCUAAUUCCAGGGUAAACAAAACUUUACAUUCUGGCUGCUUCUCUUUUAUUCAGCGUUAUAACUUGCACUACUAACAUUACUUUGAUAUUGUAGUUAAUGGAGUCUUUUACAUCAAAUGAUUGUGACAUUUAUAGAGACUCGGGGAAAGCCCAGCAGCAUGCAUUUGGCAUUCAUUGCCUUUUUCAGAAAAUACAAGGGCUAUCUGUAGUUUGUCUCAGAGAUCCUCAGCCGGCAUCUGAGAAAACCCUCUUUUAGGUUGGGUCCUGAGGCAUACCUGUUCUGCUCCAGACCGUCCAUCCGUCCAUCCGUCCGUUCAGGCCACUUGCAUAAGUGGAUUUCAAGUGUUUGGUGACCAUCUGGAUAACACUGUGCAUAAAUAAGCAAUGAUGUUCUUUGCUCUGUGGUGAAGAUGUCUCUGGUCAGCAUACUCUCACAAGAAGGUGUGAAUGGUUUGGGUGAAGGCUCCGGCAUGCACUUGCCAUAUGCCAGAGUAUGUCGCCACUGUAGGGCAUUGCCACCAAUGUGGUGUUGGGCUAACCCAGCAAAACUGGUCUGCACCUCAAGGGGAACUUGAGUUUCAGGAUAGGGAUCAAGAAUGCAGUGGGCAGUUGUGAGAUGGGGGAGUGUUUCCCAUCUGACAAAGUCUAAAGAAAGAGUAGGCCAGCUAGCUUCACUCUUCCCGAGCCCAGCCCUAGGGAAGGUGAUGGCCGAUCCCUUGUUAUGUUUUGUGUUUCUUCGGAGCAAGUCUGCUUGUUUUGUUUUGUUUUAAUUCAUAGCAUCUGCAUAAGUGGUUUUUUUUUUACAUACAAUAAAAUUCACCCAACUUAAGUAUUAUCUUAAAUGGAUGUUGGCAGUUACAUACAGUUGUAAAACUACCGUGACCCACAGAAUAUAAAACAGCCCCUCCCCCCUCUACUGGGUUUCCCCAGCUCAGUUCUGUCCCUGUGCUGAUCCAGGCAGCUGCUCUGACAGCAGAGAUCUGCUGUCUGUAGAGAUUUAUAUGGAUGGAAUUCCAUAGCAUGUUGUCCUGCCUUGGCUUCUUUCACACACUGUAGAGCUUCUGAGUUACACCUGUUUUGUCACGAGUUAGUUAUCUCGUGCCUGUUAAUUAACAUCCCAGAGGAGGGUGUGGUAAAUUUACCUAUUUAUGGCUUGGUGAUGGGAACUAGAUGUGCUGCCUGCAGUUUGGGAAUAGUAUAAAUAAUGGCACUGCAACCUUUGUGUACACAUCUUUCUGUAGACAUAGGUUCAUUUUCUCUUGUGCAAGCAUCUAGGAAUGGGAUUAGCUAGGUAAAUAACAUGUUGAACUUCACAAGAGCUUGUCAAUGUUUGUGUCUCUGUGUCAGUGCAGGAGACUUCUGGUUAUCAUGCACUUAAUUCUUGGUGCAUCCAAAUAGAUGGCAGCAACUCAGACCCUCUUAAAAUAGCACAUGGUCUCCUGGUCACCCUAAUUCCUGUUUGACUGCUGGCCUUCCUUGCCAUCAUGAUGAAAUUCCCUUACAUGAAGCAACUUAAGGGAGGGAAGAGUUAUCUGGGCUUGCAGUUUGAAAGGAUACGACCCAUCAUGAAGGAGCCAGUAGUGGUGUGAGGCAGCUGAGCACAUUGCAUCUAUGUUCAAGUAGCAGAGGACAAACAAUAAGUGAGCUGUCAGCCAUGACUUCAUGACCCACCCCCAGGGACCAGCUUCCUCCAAAGAGACCCCGCCUCUUAAACUCUCCACAGCUUUCCAAACAGACUCAUGAACCUACGGGAGACACUUCACAUUCAAACUAUAAGGCAGAUUCAUUCUGCUGGCAAGAGUACUGCCCACCUGUCAUUUGAAUGUACUUGACCUUAGCCACACAAGUUGUUAUCAGCCAUUUUACACCCCUGUCAUACACUGCAGGGAACUGUGGGCUGGGCCUGUGGGAUGAGAAGAUUGGAGUUGGAAUGGCUAUCUCUUGCCACUGAUGUACUGCCAGCAUAGACUGCUCUGCACCCAGUAUGUCCACCUGUAAAAUUCAAGGUUUUAGUCAAAUGAUAUAGACCAAAAAAAAAAAAAAAAAAAA
Mus musculus (house mouse) is the source of this 19838-nucleotide messenger RNA. It is a transcript of the gene Vti1a, whose product is annotated as vesicle transport through interaction with t-SNAREs 1A. Gene Ontology annotation, biological process: membrane fusion; retrograde transport, endosome to Golgi; vesicle-mediated transport. Gene Ontology annotation, cellular component: Golgi apparatus; endomembrane system; cytosol. The transcript is spliced from 9 exons. Bases 325 to 1203 code for a protein of 292 amino acids. The record is from RefSeq and is a predicted model, not a curated record. Gene Ontology annotation, molecular function: SNAP receptor activity. Lineage: Eukaryota; Metazoa; Chordata; Mammalia; Rodentia; Muridae.